Phalaenopsis equestris is the source of this 2066-nucleotide messenger RNA. Its product is annotated as protein CHLOROPLAST IMPORT APPARATUS 2-like. The record is from RefSeq and is a predicted model, not a curated record. Lineage: Eukaryota; Viridiplantae; Streptophyta; Magnoliopsida; Asparagales; Orchidaceae. Gene Ontology annotation, biological process: regulation of DNA-templated transcription. The transcript has 3 exons. Gene Ontology annotation, cellular component: nucleus. Bases 580 to 1608 code for a protein of 342 amino acids.
CCCUACUCGUUCAAAAACCCUUCCUUCUGACAUUUCGGUAACACCUUCACAGUCCCAUUCUUGCUUCUCCAAAAAAACCAUUCCUUUUCCCAUUACCGUAAUACCUUUACAAUCCUACUCUCCCCCCUCCACAAAUUUCCCCACAAUGAAGGCCGCCAUAGCUUUUUCUUCUUCAACAGUUACUCUAUAUACUGACGUUUAACCAACUUUUAAGCUCUUGUCAGAUUCAUCAAAACACUUCCCUUGAUUCCAUACCACUUCGCUUGCUCAGAAGCAAAGCCCCUUUAGAUUCACCUGCAUCUAGUAACACCGAGCACCCAUUCUUUCGGCUACUUUUCUCCUCCUCUUUCUCCCUUUGCCAUUUUCUUUCUCCGAUUUGGAGAUUUUUUUAACAGCUUGGAAGGCUUGGCUGACUCUUCGGUGAACGUUUAAAACUGUAAAAACCUUUUUUUUUCUUUCAGUUUGAGUCACAGGGUUCUUCUGUUCUAUCCGAAAUCUAUGAUAAAUUUUCUGUUUUUCUUCUUCUUCUAUUUCUAGCACAAGAUCACCAAGUGGUCUCCUCCUCCUCGAACUUUCCCAAUGUCGUCGCCUUGCCUGAUAAAGGGCGGCGGCCGGACUUACAGGCUUGAUCUGGAAAUCGUCACCAAAUCUUCAUCGCUUUCAUCUCUUUCCUCCAGUUUACCCGAGUCAAGCAACUCUACCCCCUUCUUUAUCUCUACUAAAAGAGCUCGAUCUCCUCGUAAGCGCCCUAACCAGAGCUCAGCUGAAGCUGCCGCCCUCCUCUCUACCAUAUCUCCCAAACUCUUCUCACCUACCAUUAUUCGGCGAACAAAUUACUUUCCUGCUCGUCUCCACUCCUUCCCCAUUCCCGAUGAUGCCACCAUCCUGCUUCGCGAGUCGCCCUCAGUUGGGAUGCUUCCCAUCAGAUUGGAGGCAAAGUUGUCAGAUUCUUCGGUUUGCAGCCUUCCAUACUCUCAUCAGUUUCAGGACCCUGGCUCACCUGAGUUCCACGCUGAAUCCAUUCUAGCCAAUGAGAUAGAGGAAAGCAUUGACAGUAUAAUGGGUAUGGGCAACCUCUCAAUGAGCUCAAACUACUUCAAAGACGCCAAUUUGGAUUGCUUGAUGGGGUUUGGUUUUGGCAUUUCGCCAAACAUUAGGCGGGCGUUGAAGCAGAAGGAGAAAGGAGAAUGGUGGUGUGCGGAUGUUGUGGAUGUGAAGGAUAUUGUUCCUAAGCCAAAAGCCGCACCGGUGAAGACGAAGACGAAGGCGAAGAAGAAAAAGGAGAAGGAAGAUGGGAUGGAGCCGCGGCUGUGGCUGAAACUUGACUAUGAUGAAGUUCUAAAAGAGUGGUCCGGCGGCUCGCCGUUCUCCGGCGAGGCAUUGCCGGUGGAGUCCGCCGCCGAAGUUAUUGCUAGGUUGGCAAGCAUUGACUUGUUUCCGGAUGUUGGAGGGGGAGCUUUGAGAGAAGAAGCGAGCGUGCAAUUGUACAAAGAGAAGCAGAGGGCCAGCAUCUUCUUUAGAAAGAUCGGCAACCAAGUUCGCAAGGGUUAUGGCGACCAACGACAUAGAAUGAAGAUAAUGAUAGAUGAUAAACAGCAAUCUCGUUGAAAUUGGGUAAGAAAUGAAGCAUAUUGAAGGGGAAUGGAAACCAUUGAUGAUAAAAAGAGAAGAAGCUUGCUGUAUUUUCAUAUCAUCCAAAAGCGUAUUUUCAUAUCAUCUUAAAGUGGAAUUGUAGCAAAUAGAUCCUAUCUCCUUUUUACAAAAUAACACUUCCUACCAUGAUGCACCAAGUGGCAGCAUCCUGAACAGAUAAUUGCAACCCUCUCAAUCUUAUUAGGGCAGUUUUAUAUGUGCUAAUACUUUGCAGGUCCAGCAUAUAUGUGAUAAUUCCUAUGUUUUUCAGCAAUUUGAAAGGUUCUUAAUACAUAGGAUUACAGGCAAUUUUUUUGUAACACAAGGUUAAUGGUGCCAUGAUAUUGGGGCGUUACAGACAAUUUUUUGUAUAUUCAGCUGGGUUGGAUAACCCCUUGCAGCUUUUAGAUCGGUUGGUAGAGUCCAAUCUAGUA